UUUUGACUUCAGGGUUGGCCUUCAGUUCCGGUCUCAUCGGCACAGCAGAAUACACACACUCUGACCUGACACAUAUGUGGCAGAAUUGCCAGGAUGACUCAGAUACACUCAGCACAGGGUCGAUAAGUUGGACGCCCAGCAGCAACGUCAGAGCCUAUGCUGAGGAACACCUGGUUAUCACAGUGAUGAAGAACAACGACAUUCAGCCAACUAGACUUCAAACCCACUCAACCACACCCAUUGGGAGACGAAAAAAAUCUGCAUAUGAACUAGGAACAUCUGGAUCAUGGUCGAGCAUCUCUAACAGGACCACCCCGACUCUGUCUCGCCCUGCUAGGACAAGCCCUCAUCCUCCCUCUCCCUCCCCCUCACAUUCUCCCUCUUUUCCUCUUUCCCCCCCUCUCUCUGCCGGCCUUUCUCGUCCCACGUCAGGCUCCAGUGGCGUGGAGUUGGGCACAGUGUUUCGUCCGUUGUCACGCGCCGCCCAGGAGAUUAUGGAGAUCUGUGGCUUGGACCAGACAGGCUGCGAAGACCCUGACCUGCACACGGACACAAACACAUACACUCUGUCCUGUCUGGAACGGGAACUCCAACUCAUGGGCAAUGAUACCGGGAUGCAGGCCUUUAUAGCUGGUGGGAGAGUCAGUGGAAGUCCAGGUCACCACAGGAAUCAGGCUCUCACUCGGAAUGGAAUCAGCGAGGAGCAACAGAAGGAAGAGGAGGAAGCACAGAGAGAUCGGCAGAGUGUGCUCUCACUACCCUGAGAUGUUCUUGUGUGCGCAUACACACACUCUCUCUCUCUCACUCUCUCUCUCACACACACACACACACACACACACACAGCCACGUGAAUUCUGUAAUUUGAUUUGCUGAUUUAUCUGUCACAGUGUAA
Myripristis murdjan (pinecone soldierfish) is the source of this 892-nucleotide messenger RNA. It is a transcript of the gene zbbx, whose product is annotated as zinc finger, B-box domain containing. NCBI's taxonomy places the organism in Eukaryota, Metazoa, Chordata, Actinopteri, Holocentriformes, Holocentridae. The transcript is spliced from 5 exons. Bases 75 to 764 code for a protein of 229 amino acids. The record is from RefSeq and is a predicted model, not a curated record.